UCCUUCUCCUGCCGUUAGCUUCAGUUUUACAGCAGACAAACUCAAGAGAAAAGCAGAAAGUCAUCACACACACACACACUCUCUCUCUCUCUCCUCUUUCUCUUUCUAUAACAUAGCAAAGAAAAAAACAUGCAAAACCCAACUCAGAAUUUCCCCCUUUUGACCCUUUUUCCCUUAAUUCACUCCAUUCCCAUGAACCCACCUCUUCUCCACUUCCUCUACUUACUACACUCUCUUCUUUUUCCUUCUUCUUAGACUUUGUUCUUCUUUUUUCUCAUGGCUGUUUCUGACAUUAAAGAAGUAUUGGAAUUCUUGAAAAAUAAUGGGUUUUCAGAAUCGGAAUCAGCUCUUAUGGAAGAUAUUAUGGAGAAAUCUGAAUUGGGUUCAUUGGAUUAUGAAAGAUUCUUAUUUCCUAUGAUUCCGCCGCCACCUCCUCUUAAGAUUCCUUCUGCUCGGCGGCUUGAUGACUUAAUUUCUGCUAAGAUUAAUCAGUCGAACUCUGUUUCUUCUGAUGAGGAAUUUGUCAGCUUGGGUUCUUCUACUAGCGAUUUUUGCUCCUCUGAAUUUACAAAUCCAUAUGGAAUUCGUACUACGACAGCUCUCAGUUCUCAAGCAUCAUCUGAUAGAUUAUCUCAAUUUGGUACUGCUAGAGAUUACCAUGAUUUUGAUAUGCAAAAUGACCUGUUCUGGUACCGGGAGAAAGAUGAAGAUUUUCCAAUGCCACCUUACUUUGGAAGCUCGGAUGGUCUCGCGGGCCCUAGUGAGGACAAGUUUGUGAUGACUGAAGUGUCCGAGAAACAGAAAGCCACAAGUCCCAGUUGGGAUUAUAAAUCGGAAGGAUGGCCUAUAGUCACAUUGCACAACGGGCAAGAUGUAGGCUUGAAAGAUUACUAUCAUUUGGAUAGACGAAAGCAGCUUGAAGUGAAAGGUGGGAAGGGAGAAUUUAGCUGUUCAUCCCCACUUUGUGCUUGCUGCAAGGGGCCAAAAGGGAUUUAUGGCGGUGAUCCUGACGACACGGGUAUCAACCUAACUGACUCUAAUUAUUUAGAGUAUGAACCAAUGAGUGAGAGGAAAACUGAAGAUAGAAACAACUAUUCAAUUAAAACAAGUUGCAACAGUGACUUGGUUGGAGAUCUCAACGGUGCCCCUGACCUUCAGCCUAAGGCUGUUGACAAAGAUUACUACUCAUAUGUACAUGGAGACUACGAGCCAAAAGAUGAUAGAUUAGAGGAUAAUGAGGGUAUUGAACCCGAUGCAGCAGCAGAUGAAGAGGGAGGUGUUACAUCAGAUGAACUUUUGAUGUUUGAAGGCGAAGAUGAGUUUGAUGUAUUUAAUCUGAGAAUUAUACACAGAAAAAACAGGACUGGAUUUGAGGAGAGCAAGGACCUGCCUAUUGUUUUAAAUAGCAUUAUCGCUGGUAGAUACUAUGUAACGGAAUACCUUGGUUCAGCUGCAUUCAGCAAAGUGAUUCAGGCUCAUGAUAUGCACACCGGAAUAGACGUUUGCUUGAAGAUAAUAAAGAAUGACAAGGACUUCUUUGAUCAGAGUUUAGAUGAGAUUAAGCUUCUCAAGUUUGUGAACAAGAAUGACCCUUGUGAUGAGCACCAUAUACUGCGACUAUAUGAUUACUUCUACCACCAGGAGCACCUCUUUAUUGUUUGUGAACUUCUCCGAGCAAAUUUAUAUGAGUUUCAGAAAUACAACCGAGAAUCUGAUCUAGAGCCUUAUUUUACAAUGAGCAGGCUGCAGACCAUAACACGACAGUGCUUGGAGGCACUUGUGUUCUUGCACAAUUUGGGGAUCAUCCACUGUGAUCUAAAGCCAGAAAAUAUUCUCAUCAAAAGUUAUCGAAGAUGUGAGAUAAAAGUUAUUGAUCUCGGAAGCAGUUGCUUUCAGUCAGACCCCUUGUCCUUAUAUGUACAGUCUCGUUCCUAUAGAGCUCCUGAAGUCAUCUUAGGCCUCUCUUAUGACGCAAAAAUUGAUCUUUGGUCUCUUGGCUGCAUCUUGGGAGAGCUGUGCUCUGGGGAGGUGCUUUUUCCAAAUGAAGCAGUUGUCAUGUUGCUUGCACGUAUGAUUGGAAUGCUUGGUCCUAUAGACGGGGACAUGCUACAAAGGGGACAGGAGGCACACAAAUAUUUCACAAAGGAUUAUGACCUUUAUCAUAUAAAUGAGGACACUGACCUACUUGAAUACAUAAUCCCCGAGGAAACGUCAUUGGAGCAUCAGCUGGCAGUAUCUGAUCCAUUGUUCCUCGACUUUGUCAGAAAGUUGCUUGAGAUAAAUCCUCAAAGGCGUCCUACGGCCAAAGAGGCCCUAGGUCACCCUUGGCUUUCCCAUUGGUACGAGUAGAAUCCAAGUUAACGUCUUUUUAAUAUUGUUGUUCAUGUUUCGUGGUAUAUCAUCAGCUCGAAGCUGUUCUCGGAAAGUUUCCUGACAGAGCAAAAGGUUUGUUCUUUGUUGCGGAUAUUGAUUCAAUGAGUACAUAGUCGUCAUAUUCUCUGUUGUGUAUAUCGAUUGCGGAUUUUCAAUGCUGAUGCUUUGUUGUAGAUAUUAUAGGAAAAAUACUGUUUUGUUUGCCCAGCAGGGUAUAAACCAGUCUUCCAGUUUAUCAAAAAGUAUAGGGAACCAAUACAGUUUUGAGUCUUGUCACAUAUGAAUAUGCUCUUGACGUGUAUUCAUGAUUUUUUUGUAAUUUGUAAAUAAUAAAAGCAUUCUCUUGAUUCGA
Messenger RNA from Nicotiana tabacum (common tobacco), 2725 nucleotides. RefSeq lists its product as uncharacterized. Gene Ontology annotation, biological process: peptidyl-threonine phosphorylation; peptidyl-serine phosphorylation. Gene Ontology annotation, molecular function: protein serine/threonine kinase activity; ATP binding. Lineage: Eukaryota; Viridiplantae; Streptophyta; Magnoliopsida; Solanales; Solanaceae. The record is from RefSeq and is a predicted model, not a curated record.